Helianthus annuus (common sunflower) is the source of this 1362-nucleotide messenger RNA. RefSeq lists its product as uncharacterized. The record is from RefSeq and is a predicted model, not a curated record. The transcript has a single exon. NCBI's taxonomy places the organism in Eukaryota, Viridiplantae, Streptophyta, Magnoliopsida, Asterales, Asteraceae. The coding region runs from base 514 to 1149 and encodes 211 amino acids.
UUUGGUGGCCCUUUGGUGUUGCUUGGGGUGGAAUUUGUUUGAGGUUUAGUAUAUGUUUCCAAAAACUAAAGUAUAUGUUUGAUUGAGUGGGAAAAUUAAGAAGGAAAGUGCCAUGUGGUGAGCUCAGAGAUCUGCACAUGGCUCCCCAAAUUCCCAAGCUCUAAACCAUUAGGGUUUUGAGUUUUCCAAGAGAAUCAUCAGUUGCAGAGGAAGCAACAACCACCAUUCUCAUUGGCACCCCAUUUUUAAAUCCACACACUUGAUUGAAAACUGUGUGUGACCUUGUCUCAAUUCAUCUCAUCUUUAUUAUACCCAAAAGAUUUCACAUUUAUAAUCUCAAAUCACCCCCAACCCUAUAUUUAUCUCAUCCCCACCUCACAAAUCUCCUAACCCAUCAAAAAAAUCUCAACUUUUUUUCUAAAUUUUUAGUUUUUACUCCUCCCCACUUCACAAAUCUUUAAACCCAUCACAAAAAUCUCAACUUUUUUCAAAAUCUUUAGUUUCUUGAAUUUCAUGAGUUUGAAAAACAGAGUUGCAGAUCAAAUGGUUAUGGAUUCCUCUGUUUUUUCUCUUAAAAACCCAUGGAUUGUUUCUUUUCUAAUCCCCAUUUUCACUUUUCCUUUUCUAAAUUUCACAAUGUUCAUCAUCAUCACAACUUUAUUAUUGUGUGGUUUUGCAUAUGUGUUCUUGACACACUCAAAAGUUAUUCACCAUGAAGAUAAAAAUAAAGAUUCAGAUCAAAUUGAUUCAAAUCAAGAAGAUAAUGUUGAAAUUAAAGGGUGUUUGGAUGUGGGUUCACCGGAAUCUUGCUCAGAAAGUGAAAUAAUUGAUCCAUUUACAUGUACAACUGAAGAAGAUUCCGAAUUUGAUGCGUGGGAAUAUUCCGGCGAGGUUUGCCGGAGAUCCGGCUGCUCCGACGGCACAAUUUCCGAUGAGGAGAGCUUGAUAGAGAUUGAACUUUUUGGUGGAAAAUAUGAUGGGUAUAACUACAAGGGGUACAAAGAUGAAGAAGAACCGAAGAUAAGUCGCCGGAAAAAGUCACCGGAUUCUGUUUUGUGGUGGCCGGAGAUGAGUGAAGAGGAAAAUAUGAUAGAAAUUGACUUAUCGGUGGGGUCAAUAAAGUGCUCACGAGUUGAAAGUAAAGCAUGAGUUAUCAAGAGUUCAUGAUGAUGUUUCAUUGUUUUGUAUUCCUUUAGGGUGUAAAAGGUUUUUUUGUAAUCCUAAAAUGGAUUAGGUGUCUUUUUAACCCAAGAAAAAGGAUUAUAUUUGUGAAAUUAGGGUUUUUGAUUAUUGUCAAUGUAAUAACACAUAAUCUAGAUUUGUUUAUAUUUAUUAUAUUAUGUUAUCUUAUAUAUUUUAACA